UAUCGAGUUCUCGAGUGAAACGUUGUAGUUUUGUGCCCCCUUGGAUAAGUGAAUUAGCUGAAGCGCAAAUUGAAAUUCUGUGGUGAAAUUCCUACGAAAAACAGCUGGGAAACAACACAUUUGGAAAACGGUCCUAUUAGACCAGAGCAUGAUCGCGCGCAACAGAUGUCAUCGGUGUGCUUCAAGGGCCACCAAAAUCAACCUUUGGAGUCUUUUCAUCAUACUGCUCUUGAUUGUUGGCCAGAGUAGCUCCGAGGCGGCCAGAAGGCGGAACAGAAGCGAGCGGUGCCCCAGGGUCCGAGCGAUGCGCAACUUCGAUCUUACCUCUAUGAUGGGCUACUGGUAUGUAAUCCAGUACUUUGCCUCGUCGGAAACUUUGGCGGAGUACUCUUGCAUGCAGAGCUCCUUCGGCAACUCGGAUGGUUUCGUGACGAUGAACUUCACCUACUAUUUCUCCGACGAUCCGCUCAAGAACUUCCAGCAGGGUAACAUCACCUGGGUCAUACCAAACUAUAGCCAACCAGCGCACUGGAUACACGCCGAGUGGACCUAUGAAGAAGUCUACAACACCUACGUCAUCGACACCGACUACAAGUCCUGGGGACUGGUGAUGCACUGCGCCGAGAAGACCAAAACCCAGAAGUAUCUGUCGGCAUUGAUGUUAUCCCGUCAGCCAACCCUCACCCAGAACGUGAUCAAUUUCCUGCGGGAGAAAUUGCCACGGUACGACAUUGACCUGCAGUACAUGUUCCCGAUUCCACAGGAAAAUUGUACCACAAGUGGGGCCGAGGAUCCUAAGAAGUACUUUAAAUAUGAAACAUUGUAACGUUAUGUGCCAGAAUUUCGAGAAUUGGUUGUAUAUGUAUAUAUGUUAUUGGAAAAAAAAAAUA
Toxorhynchites rutilus septentrionalis is the source of this 890-nucleotide messenger RNA. RefSeq names its product apolipoprotein D (gene Karl). The record is from RefSeq and is a predicted model, not a curated record. Gene Ontology annotation, molecular function: violaxanthin de-epoxidase activity. The transcript has 4 exons. Bases 149 to 826 code for a protein of 225 amino acids. Lineage: Eukaryota; Metazoa; Arthropoda; Insecta; Diptera; Culicidae.